Passer domesticus (house sparrow) is the source of this 3539-nucleotide messenger RNA. RefSeq names its product aquaporin 2 (gene AQP2). Bases 843 to 1670 code for a protein of 275 amino acids. Lineage: Eukaryota; Metazoa; Chordata; Aves; Passeriformes; Passeridae. Gene Ontology annotation, molecular function: water channel activity. Gene Ontology annotation, biological process: water transport; transmembrane transport. The transcript is spliced from 4 exons. The record is from RefSeq and is a predicted model, not a curated record. Gene Ontology annotation, cellular component: apical plasma membrane; plasma membrane.
AACCAAACCCCAGAGAAGAAAUUUUCACUCUGGGAUUGACACCGAGAACUGAAAGGAUGUUUAUGAAGAGCAGAGUUGACCAAAAUGGCCAUAAUCAGGGUACAGUUGGUGCUCCAGCCCUGGGGUCACAUUUUCACAUGGGAAUUUCUGACAGUCUUCACUUUGAGAUUGGUUCCCAGUUUUCUGGGUAGGAAAUCUGUGCCUGGGCUGCAAAAUUCUGGUGCUCUGGGUAGCUGAGCUGUAGUGAAUCCCUUUUGUGCCUCCCCCGCACUCACUCUUCAUGGAAUCAUGGAACAUCCUUGGUUGGAAGAGACCCUCAAGGAUCAUUGAAUCCAGCUCCUGGCCCUGCACAGAACACCCCCAGGAAUCCCUCCAUGCUCCUGGAUUUUCCUGGUUGUUAAAUCACAGCCCACAGCCUGAUUUUCAACACAACCCCACCUCAGCUCCAGCUCCACAGACCCCCCCAUUGCUUCCUGCCCUCUCCAUGCUCCCAGGGUCCAGCUGCAAGAGCAGCUCUGGGGAUUGAUCCCAGGUAAGGAAGCCCAGGAGAAGGGGAGCAGUCCUUCCAGCACUGCUGGAGGCUGAUCUACGACCUCCCCAGGGCGGCGAGCGCUGCAUUCCCCGACUCUAAUAGAAGGGGCAGGAUCUGAUGUUCCCUCAGCUGGAACACAGCAGGAAAAAAGCAUCAGAUUUCUCGGGACCGUGAUCCCAUCCCUUUCAGCAGCUGAUCCUGUGCCCCCCCCCACCUCCGGGUAUAUAAAUGUCAUCCCAGGUCACCCUCAGGGACACAGCAGGAGGUGGCACUGAGGACGCUGCGGGCAGGAUCGUUCCGGGGAGCAUCCAUGAUGUGGGAACUGCGCUCCAUCGCCUUCACCAGGGCCGUCCUUGCGGAAUUCCUGGCCACUCUGGUCUUCGUCCUCUUCGGCCUGGGCUCGGCCCUGAACUGGCCCUCGGCGCCAGCCCCCAGCACGCUGCAGAUCGCGCUGGCCUUCGGCCUGGCCAUCGGGACGCUGGUGCAGGCGCUGGGCCACGUCAGCGGCGCCCACAUCAACCCCGCCGUGACCCUGGGCUGCCUGCUGGGCUCGCAGCUCUCGCUGCUCCGCGCCCUCUUCUACGUGGUGGCACAGCUGCUGGGCGGCGUGGUGGGCGCUGCCAUCCUGCACGAGGUCACCCCGGCCAGCGCCCGCCAGGGCCUGGCCCUCAACAAGCUGAACAAUGAGACCACGACGGGGCAGGCAGUGACAGUGGAGCUGUUCCUCACCUUCCAGCUGGUCCUGUGCGUCUUUGCUUCCACAGACGAGCGGCGUGAGGACAACCUGGGCUCCCCUGCCCUCUCCAUUGGCCUCUCUGUGGCCGUGGGGCACCUCCUCGGGAUCCGUUACACCGGCUGCUCCAUGAAUCCCGCCAGGUCCUUCGCCCCCGCUGUCGUCGUGGGAGACUUCAGCGACCACUGGGUGUUCUGGGUGGGCCCCCUGAUCGGGGCCGCAGCAGCUUCCAUCCUCUACAACUACGUGCUGUUCCCUCAGGCCAAAACCCUCUCGGAGCGCUUGGCCAUCCUCAAGGGCUGCGAGCCCGAGCAGGACUGGGCCGAGCGCGAGGCGCGGCGGCGCCAGUCCGUGGAGCUGCACUCCCCCCAGACCCUGCCCAGGGGGAUGUCUGAGAAGGUGUAGCCAAACCUCUCCCUGGGCCGAGAGAGGAGCUGGAAAACCUCUGGCACGGUUUUAGUGCUCGUCCAGAGGAGCAUCUCACCUCUCCCCUCUCUCCCUUCGUUUCUCCUGGGGCGCUGAAGUUGACUCCUCUCCCGGGGAGAUGUGCGCUGGUCCCACCCACCUCCUGUCCCCAGCUCCCCCCACGCCCGGGGGGUUCUGAUCUGGGGGAGAGCCAGUAAAUCCCAACCCCGCAGGAACGAGGGAUCUCCCCAGGAUGCCCUCUUCCACGUCCCCCUCGCAGGACACGGAGCUUGGCCCAGGCUGUUCCCUCCCGGAGAGCUCCGAGGAGCCUGAAGAGUGUUCAUUACCCUGGGUGUGGAGGUUGCCACCCGAUGCCUCAUUGCUGCUGCGCUCUGCUCCCGUCUCGGGUCCCUGCUGGGCUCUUGGCUCACACACAGGAGCAGGAGCAGGAGCAGGAGCAGAAGCAGGAGCAGGAGCAGAGCAGGAGCAGGAGCAGGAGUGGGAGCAGGAGCAGGAGUGGGAGCAGGAGUGGGAGCAGGAGCAGGUGCGCUCACUCUGAGCCAUGAGUGCCACACAUGACAGGUUCUGCUGUGAAAGGGACCAAAGUGCCAUUUCCCACCCACCACGAGACAUGGAGGUGCUCCCACAGGGGCUUUCCUGGGAAGUUGGGACUGGGAGCGUGGCCAUGAGUCCCUGCAGGCCCCACUGGGGAGCAUUUGCAAAUUCUCCCUCCUGUGAAACAACAAACCCGGGUUACAGCCCAAACUCAUACCCACCUUAUUGUUGGGCCAGGGUUGUCCUUCCUCUCUCUCCCUGAUUUUCCCUUCUUUCGUCUGGUCCUGUUCCCCUUGGACGCUCAGAUCACCUGGAACAAUUUCACAGCCAGCGUGUUCCAGGUGUGAAGAACCAGAAUCAUGGAAUGGGUUGGAUGGGAAGGGACCUCAAACCCCACCCAGUCCCACCCCUGCUGUGGGCAGGGACACCUCCCACUAUCCCAGGCUGCUCCAAGCCCCGUCUAACCUGACUGUGGACACUUCCAGGGAUCGAGGGGCAACCACAGCUGCUCUGGGAAAUCCAUUCCAGGGCCUCCCCACCCUCACAGGGAGGAAUUCCUUCUCAUCUCCAUCACUUGCUUCUCACAGCCCUUUUUCAUGGCUGCAUCACUCCAUACCCUCCAAACCCCUCCCACACCUUCCCUCUGCCCUCUCAGGACCUGGUCAUCGUCCUCAGCCUGGCCAAGGAAUUUGGGUUGGUCUUUGGGUGAACUUUGCUCUUUCAGCCAUUGAUUUAACCCCAUUUCACUUGCUCUGCCCUAAGUUCUCCAUUCCCAGAGUGGAUCCCAGCAGUGUGUCCAGCAUUGCCCCACCAGUGUCAGCCCCACCAGGAUUUCUCUGGAAAAGGUGUUAUGGGAAUAUUCAGUGAGACUGGGCCCAAUUCCAAAUCAUAGGGGUGAUUUAUGGAUCAUUCUGGAUCAUUUCCCUCCCCCUGUUCUGACAGGGAACCCCUCACCAGAGGAUGCUCUUCACUCUGCUCCACUGGCACCAUCCCCUCCUCCCAUCAGAUCCAUCCUUGCCUUCCUCCCCGUGCUCUUCCUCAGAUGUUGGAGUGGCUGUUGCUGGAGGGGUGAGGAAGGAGCCCAGCUUUGAUCUGUCCCAGACCUGGUGUUUAUCCACAGCCAAUCCAUGCAAAUACCCGCAGAGGGCUUUGCCAAGGCAGCACUUCCAGCCCUGGUUUGAUCCACCCAAAACCAGGGAUUCUGCUUCCCUUUGCUCCUUGAUGGUGAAUUUGAAUUUUAGCUCAGAAGAGGCUUCUCAAAAAUUCCCUCUGUUCUCAGCAAUGGCAAUAAAUCAAUCCCAAUGUCGAAUUGUA